This is a messenger RNA of Eruca vesicaria subsp. sativa (arugula), 393 nucleotides long. NCBI's taxonomy places the organism in Eukaryota, Viridiplantae, Streptophyta, Magnoliopsida, Brassicales, Brassicaceae. The record is from the annotation of a GenBank genome assembly.
AUGGCGAGAAAUGGAGUCAACAAGACACUAUUGAUCUCAGCACUCUCUUUUUUGAAGAAACUUUUCAAUCUCAUAACUAUCCCAAUCUUGUUUCUCUCUAAGGUUCUCCACAUUAGUGACGUGUUCAGAAACAAGUCCAACUCUGGUCUUCAUGGUCGGGAAGAAGAUCCUGAAGGUCAAGAAACUAAAACCAACCUAGGUGAUGAUGAGGAAGAAGAAGAAGGGUUGAUAGAGAUUUCUCUGGUGAGAGAAGCUAAGGAUGGUUGGAUGAGCAAAGAAGAUUACUACAAGGAGAUGACGAUCAUGGAGAUUUGGGAUGAGCUUGAAGCUGAAGAAAAUUUGAUUGAGAUUGAUAUCUCCAUCCGAUCCAUUGUUAACAACAAUACUAUUUGA